CCUGUUGUGCUCUGGCCAAUCGCAUAUAUGUGUGUGUGUUUUAGGAAGAGGUUUGAGCUAGCGUUGCCAUAUCUUUUCCUCCAGGAGACGAUUCCUGAAGUGCUCCGUUUCUUUCCCCCCCGACUUUACAGGAUGGGAGAGCGUGAGAAUAUAGGGAGGGCUGGUAAGGAGGAGGAGGGUUCAUUCAGAGAGGAGACGACAAAGAGGUGGAGAGCAUACAUGAUAUGAGUUUGGCCAGGUAGUAAGAAGAGGGAUCUGUGUAGCUGUCCUCUAGCCAGUGGAGUGUUGAUUAGAUAAGGUGUGCAUGCAAAUAUCCAGUGGUCAGUGUGUGAGUGGUUAGUAGACAAUACUGCGUGGUAGUCAGAUAUGCACUUCUGCAAUUAUCUUGGACAUCAGCUGUACUUCUCUACUUUGCAUUAUCCAGAAUGCUGAAACCAGAAUGGAUCCUCCAGGUCAUCUGAGACAGUGUCAGUGUGUCCUCCCUGCUCUCCCUCCUUUGUGGUCCUCUCGUCCCCGAGCCUCGUACCACGGGGAACCGUCUGCCUCCUCCUCUCCUGGCAGCAGCCCCCCUGUAACGGCGUAGAGGUGGAUUAGCGACCCUGUAAAUAUGCCUGGAUGGAGGUCUCAGUGCCGUCUCGUCCUGCUGAACUCCCUGACCUGCGGCCUGGAGAUCUGCGUGGCAGCUGGAAUCACAUACGUGCCCCCCCUUCUUCUGGAGGCUGGGGUAGAGGAGCAAUACAUGACCAUGGUGCUAGGGAUCGGCCCAGUGUUCGGUCUCAUCUUCAUCCCUGUUAUUGGCUCAGCCAGUGACCACUGCAACAGCAGCUAUGGCCGCCGUCGGCCCUUCAUCUGGCUGCUGUCCCUGGGUGUCCUCUUAGCCCUCCUCAUCAUCCCCCAUGCCGACCUGCUGGCUGCCUACUUCACCUGGGGCGGACGCACCCUAGAAGUGGCCUUCCUCAUCCUCGGUGUGGGCCUGCUUGACUUCUGUGGCCAGGUGUGCUUCACGCCACUAGAGGCGCUCCUCUCGGACCUGUACCGCGACGAGGAGGACUGCAACCAGGCCUUCGCCAUGUUCUCCUUUAUGGUUAGCCUCGGAGGCUGCGUGGGCUACCUACUGCCUGCGCUGGACUGGAGCCGGGGCCUGCUGUCCGUCUACCUGGGCGGCCAGGCAGAGUGCCUCUUCUUCAUGCUCAUCCUCAUCUUCGUGAUCAGCGUGCUGAUCACCAUGAAGGUGUCGGAGGAGCCACCGUGUGCUGGUGUGGCGGCCCUGGAGCCAGUUCCUCUCCUGGAGGCGGGCCGCUGCGGCAUUCCACGCUCCUGCUGCUACCUGCUCAAAUGCAAACUGCGGCUGCUCAAGUCGGGCCCGCUGCUGUGCCUGCUGAGGACGUUCUGGUCCAUGACGCCAGCCAUCUACCGCAGCUACUGCCACGUGCCCCAGGUAAUGAGGCAGCUGUGCGUGGCCCAGCUCUGCAGCUGGAUGGCCGUCAUGUCCUUUAUGCUCUUCUACACAGACUUUGUGGGGGAGGGGCUGUACGAGGGCGUGCCCAGUGCCGCUCCCGGAACCGCCUCCAGGCAGCGCUACGACGACGGCAUCCGUAUGGGCAGCCUGGGCCUGUUCCUGCAGUGUGCUACCUCUACUGUCUUCUCCCUGCUCAUGAGCCGACUGGUCCGCCAUUUUGGCUCGCGCCGGGUCUACCUGAGCAGCAUGGUGAGCUUCACUAUCUCUGCCCUGGUCAUCUGUAUGUCCAAGAGUGUGGUCCUGGUCACCGUGAUGUCGGCUCUGACCGGCUUUGCCUAUGCCACGCUGCAGACGCUGCCAUACACCCUCACCUGCCACUACCACAAGGAAAUGGAGGUUUACAUGCCAAAAAAGAAAACAAAAAACUUGCUUAAGUACGGGAUUGUGAUCAAGCAGGACUCGAUCACGCAUUUGACACCCGUGGCUGAGGAGGGGGGGCUUCCCCACAAACUGGGGGGCAACAACGGGCAUGCCUUCUUCAGCCAAGAUGGCUCAGACUACUACCCCCCUCCCCAAGGCCAGAAUGGGUCGUCCCACAAAGCCACGGGCCCCGAGCAGGAUGAGCCAGAGGGCUACGAGAAGCGCGGCGUAGGGUUGGACUUUGCCAUCCUGGAUAGCACCUUCCUCCUCUCUCAGGUCUUUCCCACUCUCUUCAUGGGCAUGAUCGUUCAGUUCACAAAGUCCGUCACUGCCUAUAUGGCCUCCUCCGCCAUCUUUGGCAUCAUCGCCAUCUAUCUGGCCAACCACAUCAUCUUUGACCAAAAGGACCUCAAGAGCUGAAAGAACCAGGAACCAAGAGUGAAGGAAUGCACCCCUGGCUGCACUACCACUCCCUGCGCUUGCAAUGCUACAGUGUCUUCACUGACCGUUGCCAUGGCAUUACCAAUGGAUUGCAAUGAGGCAGCCCGUUUAUACGUUUGUGUGUAUGUGUGUGGCAGGAAUGAAAGGAAAAUGUAUACCCAUGACAAUUGUUCCCUCCAGAAUUUACUGCAGCUAGUUACUGUGUCUACAAGAGAGAGACUGUGUCUGUAUAUUUAGAGUGUCUCUCACCUUGUUCCUUUCAGACAUGUAGAUGGCCUCUCAGAAGGGUCACUUCUCCUUCUCCUCAGGUACAGCUAGCUUCACAGCAUGAGCAUGAUCGGACUCCAUCAGCCCUUUUAGACAACUGGAAUACAGAUUUAUUACCAUUUCACUCUCAUCUAUGUGAGGAGUUUGUCAAUGCUAUAUAUUUAAAACAGUCUGCUGUUAGGGCUGGAUUCAAUCCGUACUGUGGAAGAUCUGUGUUAAAAUGUAAAUGUAAUUUCCGAUUAAGCCGACAGCAUUUACCGUGAAUGCAGUACGCGUGAAUGCAGUACGCGGGAAUGCGGGAACAUUGCCUAUAUCGUGGAUCUUCCGCGAUACUUCUGCAAUAUGGAUCGAAUCCAGCCCUUAGUCAAAGUCAACAGGAGAUUAUUGCCCACUUCUCAUGCAGACUGGCCAAGAGAGAAAAAUACCCAAUCUGGAGAGCCCAUCACCUGCUUGGGAAAGGAUCUGGGCUCACAUAGCUCCAUGCUGCUAAUGUAGGGGCAUUUCUGUCUGUUUGUUAUUCUCAGCCAGGUUGUGCUUGCAGUCACAAUGGGUGGAUUAUGCAUUGCUUACCGAAACAUACAUGUUAUCACACACGUGAUAAGUCCAAUGAGACCAUUGGACUUGUUCGUCAAGAAACUGCAAAUAGAAAAAUUGGGAAUAACUGGGGUAACUGGCCCCUAGGGUAACUGGCCCCCAGUUUUGGAUGGUUUUUGGUAAUAAACAGGUUUACUGUAUAUAUUUUGUAUAUGAAUUCAUAUAUUUCUAUUCCUAUGGGAAUUUCUUAUGCAACCUGUUUGGGUGAGGUCAUCUGUGUAACUGUGGUGUUGUUAGAAUGAAGUGGCUCAAUGGCAUCGUUGCAUUUUUGUUUGAAGUCUGUCAUCUCAGGAUAGUCACCUCUUUUCUAGAAAUUUCAGACAGUGCCAUAUUGUGCUAUUUAUUACAUCAUUUCUACUGCCAUUAUCACGUUCAAUCUGAAAUGACACUAGGAACGUAAAUGAGGUGAAUUAACCAAUGCUGUAAAAAAAUUCAGGUGCACUUCUUUUUGGAAACUCAAUUAAUAUUCCCAUGAGCAAAAUACCAAAAAGUCAUACUAGCAACACUGCAGCGUUACAGUGAACUGGGUUACUGAAAAUAGUUUUGGUAUGCAAGAUGACAGUUUUUUUGUGUUCUGUCAUAUUUUUUAUGCUUUUCUCUGUGUAUUGUACAUCUCUUUUGAAGGUCAACAUGGGUCUGUGAAAAGGUGUGUGUGUGUUUUUUGUUGUUGUUUAUUUUACUAUCCUUGUGGGGACCAGAAGUCCUCACAAGAAUAGUAAAACAAGGAGAAUUCGGACAAGUGGCAACAUUCCACCGGUCCCCACAAGGUAAAAGUCUGAUUUAGAGGUUAGGGUUAGAAUUAGGGUUUAGAGUAAGGGUUAGGUUUAGAGUUAAGGUUUAGGGACUCAAUUGUUUGGUCCCCACAAGGAUAGUAAAACAAACUUGUGUGUGAAUUUCAUAGUGCAGUGGAGAGAGCAGGGCAACAUGACAUGACUUCUUUGGAUGCAGUCUCUCCUGGAGUUCCAGUCACCUAACAGAAUACUGCACACAAAUAAUAGCUAUAAGCUACAGACUUUCUGUAUCUCAUCUGCUGCUGUACACUGUGGCCAGUUUAUUGGGUACACCCAUUUAGUACUGGGGCGGACACCCCUUUGCCUCUAGAACAGCCUGAAUUCUUCGGGGCAUGGAAACUUCGCUCAACUGUUACCGUUGACACCAAGCAGGAUUGGGCCAUGGACUCAUACUGUUUACACCAAAUCCUGACACAACAGGAACUGUCAUUUGUCAGAUCAGGCCAUGUUUCUCCACUCCUCAAUUGUCCAGUGUUGGUGAUUGCGUGCCCACUGGAGACACUUCUUCAUGUUUUUAGCUGAUAGGAGUGAAAUCCGGUGUGGUGGUCUGCUGCAAUAGCUCAUCCGUGACAAGGACUGACAAGUUGUACCGUUCUUUUCACGUUUGUGACCCACCUGUUAGCUUGCACGAUUCUUGUCAUUCUCCUUCGACCUUUCAUCAACAAGCUGUUUUCACCCAUAUGACUGCUGCUAACUGGAUGUUUUUUGUUUGUUGCACCAUUCUCGGUAAACCCUAGACACUGGCCGGCCGUUUCUGAGAUGCUGGAACCGGGGCACCUGGCACCGACGAUCACUCCAUGCUCAAAGUCGCUUAUGUCACUCGUUUUGCCAAUUCGACCGUUCAAUCGAACAGUAACUGAGUGCCUCGAUGCCUGUCUGCCUGCUUUAUAUAGCAAGCCACGGCCAGGUGACUCACUGUCUGUAGGAGCGAACCAUUUUAAUGAACAGGGUGGUGUACAUAAUACACACACAGUAAUCAAAAUAUAUUGUGGCCUUCAGUUAUUCUUCAAACGGGAGUUUUGUUAGUAAAACGCUUGUGUUACAAUCAAUAUGUUAUGUUAUAUGCAUUCGGUGUAUGAUUUGCCUACUUUUUCUGACUUUCAAUCAGAAAUAUGGCUGUAUAAUAACCAAACAUAAUGUAAUAGCUCAUUUAUGCAAUGAUGAGAUUGGCUAAAUACAGUUGGCCCUAUUGGAUAUAUACUCUCAUUUUGAGAAUGGGGUCAAAAUGAACUUGUUUUUUGUAAUAUUUCAUUGGCAGUUAGUGAAAGAUAAUACCACGUCACUCAUCGUUGAAAACCAAUUACUAAACAGACAUGGUAACUUUGUGAAAAUAACAGUUGACUUUGAGAAAAUUCCCCCAGCACACAGACAAGUAAAUACUAAUCUGACGUACUGUAGAACAUAUGGACAUACUGCCAUGCGCCUUGGGAAUAUAGCAAAGUUUUGCAAGUGCCUCUAGAAAUGUUUUUAUUUUUUGGACAUAACUAUUUAUUUAUUGUUCUUUUAAAAAUCACAAGCACAUAUUAAAGUAUUUAGCAUUAUUUUUUGUUGCAUCUGUCAAAAGUGUAAAGGGCAAAAGCUAUUUCUGUGAAAAACAAUUAUAAAUUGUUAUUUUUUUGUGUAGAUGUGGUAAGAGACAUCUUGACUUCAGCGCUAUAAUUUAUUUGAAUUUUCUUCCAUCCCACUCGUUCAUCGUGGGUUGCUUACACUCAGAUAGCUUAUUGAUCUCGACUGCUGUCAAUGUGUCCCUGUAGGAUGGCAAAGUUAUACUACGUAUCAUUAUUUCAUUGUGGCACUGUAAGUUGUCAGGAAUCCAACUCAACUCACAAAGUUGAUGAUUUCCUGGUUUACCUUGCAGAAUAGUACAUUGAUAUUUAAACACAUGGUUUUGUUUUCGCUUCUAAGUUGUUGGUUUCAUCCGGACUAUUUCCUCUAUGAGUUCUGGUUUUAAAGGAGCAACUUUGCUGGAUGUGCAUGUCUUCGUGAUGACUAAUAUUUUUGCAGAGUAUGGUAAACAACCUAUUGUAUCCUUAUUUAUUAGUAAACAGGAAGUAGUCGAUACUGUUGCAUCAGGAUAAUUUAUAACCACUGUAUUGUUUCUCUGUGUUGAGUUUCCCCUAUAUUUCGUUUUGUUGAUAUUUGUUAGACAUACACUAUAUAUACAAAAGUAUGCGGACACCCCUUCAAAUUAGUGGAUUCUGCUAUUUCAGACACACUCGUUCAUCGGGAGAUUCAUGAAAUGGGUUUCCAUGGCUGAGCAGCCGCACACAAGCCUAAGAUCACCAUGCGCAAUGCGUCCAUUGGAGUGGUGUAAAGCUCACUGCCAUUGGACUCUGGAGCAGUGGAAAUGCAGUCUCUGGAGGGCUGAAUCACGCUUCACCAUCUGGCAGUCCAACGGACGAAUCUGGGUUUGGCGUAUGCCAUGAGAAUGCUACCUGCCAACUGUAAUGCAGCCAACUGUAAAGUUGCAGCAAAGGGGGGCCAACUCCAUAUUAAUGCCAAUGAUUUUGGAAUGAGAUGUUAGACAAGCAGGUGUCCACAUACUUUUGGUCAUGUAGCGUAAGUAACCAUUGAAUUUCAAUAACUUAACAACAGUGUGUCCAAUUAUGUGUCCAAAUGCCCAGUGUUUAGGUUAGUUGGGUCUCAAGAUAGCAAGUGCCAAGGGUCACAUUUAAGAUGGCUUUGGUUAAUUGACAAAACUGUUUUGUAAAUGUGCUGGGGUGUAUAAGACUUAAUCAGGGAUCUAUUCACAUUGGUCGUAUUUGCUGAGGACUGUAUGAUUAUGAAUCUGCUAUUAUGUCCUCAGUUUUAAUUGAUGCUCCAAAUGUGUUGUUCUUUGUGUUUUCAGCCUUCAUAAAAAAUCAAAUUAUUUUGAUUAUAAAUCCCUCAGCUUGGGUAUUGUGCAGUCACCAAAUAGAUUUUUUUUUAAUACAAAAUAAAUGUACUGCAUU
Oncorhynchus masou masou (cherry salmon) is the source of this 6923-nucleotide messenger RNA. RefSeq names its product solute carrier family 45 member 3-like. Gene Ontology annotation, cellular component: membrane. Lineage: Eukaryota; Metazoa; Chordata; Actinopteri; Salmoniformes; Salmonidae. The record is from RefSeq and is a predicted model, not a curated record. Gene Ontology annotation, molecular function: sucrose:proton symporter activity. Gene Ontology annotation, biological process: transmembrane transport. The transcript has 5 exons. The coding region runs from base 608 to 2299 and encodes 563 amino acids.